This is a messenger RNA of Hypoxylon fragiforme, 2559 nucleotides long. Its product is annotated as p53-like transcription factor. Gene Ontology annotation, biological process: meiotic cell cycle; positive regulation of transcription by RNA polymerase II. Gene Ontology annotation, cellular component: nuclear chromosome. Gene Ontology annotation, molecular function: DNA-binding transcription factor activity; DNA binding. The record is from RefSeq and is a predicted model, not a curated record. The coding region runs from base 294 to 2363 and encodes 689 amino acids. The transcript is spliced from 3 exons. Lineage: Eukaryota; Fungi; Ascomycota; Sordariomycetes; Xylariales; Hypoxylaceae.
CCUUCUUUCAACGUUCACUUUAUUCUGACUUCACCUACCUUUACAAGGAAAGACUUUCCCGCCUCUACCAAGGUGUUAGCCUUUCAACGGGAACUUGGACUUAGCCAACUAGUAGCUUGAACAUCACUCAACCCAUCGCACUACCGCUGAGUUGGAUGUUUUGAGCAUAAUCGUUUUGUCGGAGAGGAGGAAUAAAUAAAAAAGAUCAUAGAAAGAAGCGAUAGGAGCGUGUUGGUUAAUCGCCGGCGGCGCACGAGGAGAGGUACUGGGAGCCGAACGGGACACAGGUUCUCAUGUCAGCCACAACCACUUUGACGGCGACCAUGGCAGAGUUGAAGCCGGAGCCAGUGCAUAGUAGUCUCUGGCCGAACUAUGGCGGUCCGGUGCCCUUAUCAACUCGGUUCUCCAAUACCAUGGACUCGAACCUUUCGCACUCAUCGACAACUUCAUCGCAGCAUCCGGGGCGGCCACGAAGUAGUCACCCCACCAUCGAACACCCUUACCCGUAUCCUCGAUACCCACAGGAGGAGUCCGAUGGAUUUGACAGAUACCCUCAGCCUUCUCUAACUCAGCAUCACAGUUUUCCUAACCUGAAGAGGCCGCACCAGCCUGGCGAGCACCCGCCGUACCAGGAGAUUGUGCAGGAUCUAAGAGACGACGGAUCGAAACUCACUGUAAACCACGACCACAAGCUGCUCUCCUUCCGGAGGGUCCAGGAUAAGCACACCAUAGUUGACCAGCAUGGGCGAAUGCAACAGCUUGAACUGACGGCGCAACUUCAUGGAAUGUUCUUUCUUUCAGAAAUGCCAUCAAGCACGAGCGACGGCGCAAUUCUACAGCCAGAGCUGACGUGCUACCGGAGGAACCUAUUCCAGAUUAGUGGUUCGCUUAUUACACCGCGAGGCCAGCUCUCCGUGAUUCUUCCCGAGACGGGCGAGACCGUCCCCGUGAACAGCACCGAGGUUACUAUCUCCGCGAUUGAGUCGGUCGACGGUCAUCCUGUACGGCUCAUUGUUAUCCCUUGGAAAACGCCACCGCCAAAUUCUCCCGAACUCCCACAGACCCCAGAUCAGGAGCCGCCUUCGUUACCAUUGAUUCCAUUCCCAGACGAUGGACAAGAAGCAGAGGGAGAGUACGCCGUUUAUCCCAUCGGGUGGCGGCGUUUGCAAUUUAGAAUAGCGACCGCGAACAACGGGAGACGGAAAGAACUUCAGCAGCACUUUGUGCUACAUCUAAAAGUGGUGGGAACGCUGGCAAAUGGAUCGAAGGUUGUCCUGACAGAAUCCACGACAGCGCCCAUUGUGGUUCGAGGUCGCAGUCCACGAAACUUCCAGGCCCGAAAGGAGAUUCCCCUGCUAGGAUCUAGCGCUGGCUCGCGAGGACAGGCUUUAGUUGAGACGGGGCUCGGAAUUGUCGCGGGUCCCUUGAGUGUAAAGGCUCAGGAUCCAAAGCUGCGAGGCUUAAAUUUGGAACUGCCCAGGACAGCUUUUACCUUUAACGCGUCGAAGCUCCCUGGCAGUCCAAUGACUAUGCGAUCCAAUUCAUACCCGAGUUGGAACCCUCCUAGCCAAUUACCCCUUUCCGGAAUGCCAACUUCAGCUACAGCCAGCUACCCACCAGCGAGCAUACCAGCCGAUUCGUACCAGAAGAUGCCGCUUUCAGGAACCUCGAAUUAUUCGCAAGAACCGCAGGAGAUGCCCAUGCAGACUUCCAUGCCAUCGAUGCAGCUAUCACUAGCUGCGACCGAGCAGCAACCACCAGCGAUUCGAACGCAGUACGCGUACGUCCAGGGAACCUCCGCCCCACCGCAGCUUUCAGUGACGACGACGUCGAUGGGUAGUAGCUCGGAUCAUGGCAACUUGAGUGUACCGAGAUACGUAGACUCGAACCCACGGCCAGCAAAGAGCCCACGCCAUGCUAGUCACCAAUCCGUUCCUAGCAGCAGCUCCAUGAAUAACAACAACGACAGUUCCGAGUACCGGUACGGUCCUUCAGGUUAUGUGCCCGUAAACAGCAAUUCGAGUGAGCUGAACUCGGCAUCGACAUACAGCGCCGAUAGCGGUAAUACUGGUGCUGCCACAAGUGCCACCAGCGCCGCCUCUUCGUCAGCUGGCGGCCACUCUCAGUCGCAUCAACAACCACCAUCGCACCAGCCACCACCUCGCGACUAUUACCCGCCUUCGACGUCAUGGACGAGCACGGCAGGCGAGCAUAGUAGCGCUACCGUGCACUCAUACCACGGCAGCGGUGGCGCUGGCAGUGAGAGCAGCAGGCCUUACGCAUUCCCCAGCAAAAGUGACCACCCGCCACCUCCCGGAAGCUAUGCUUCAACCCUGAACCAUUACUCGUGGAGUCCAACGUAAAAUCGUUGGUCGUAAGAGAUAUAAUAAAAGUGAAGAUGACGUACAGAAAUUUUGACGAAAAAUGAACAUGUUUUGCAUUCUCUACCAUUGGCGCAUCGAAAGGAUAUGUGCGUAUGGGAGAGAAUGCGGGGACGAUAGCUCUCGUUGCCGUAAAAAAAAAAGCGCGACUCGAAAUAUAAUGUCGCCUGUAUAAUUA